UCAAAAUACAUCUAAAUUCAAGUUAUGGAAUUGAAUGUAUUGAGCGAAUAUAAUGAAUUGGUCAGAAUUUUAAUAGAACGUAGUUUGGUAAGAUAAAUUAAAUGGUUAUGUAUGAGUUAAUACAGGUUUAUUAAUAAAUUAUUCACUAAAUUCAUUUAAUUGAAUGGAUUCUGAAUUAAUAAUUUAGUAUAGAGACUUCAAAAUAUAUUAAUCCACAAAAAAUGUCAGAUGGCAUGGAAGUCUAUAAUGAACCUAUAAAAAGGGAUGUUUCUCCACCGUCCUCUACCCCAAAAGACGAUAGUUAUUUUAAUAGAGAGAGGACUUUAGUUUUAAUAGACCUGUUUAAAAAAUAUAAACCAGCAUUAGCUAAAGGUGAUAUAAAAACAAUGAAAGAAAUGUGGGAAAUUAUCGCAAACGAGCUCACUAAUCAAUUUGGAAUCCCUAUAACUGGUGCCAAAUGUCAAAAUAAAUUUAAAGUAUUAGAAAGGGGUUACAAAAAAUUGCAAAAUGAUUAUGAAACUGGAAAACGAUUUAAAAAACAUUUCCCGUACGCGAAAGAAUUUAAAGAUCUAAAAUUGAGAAAAUAUGAAUUUGUACCAGGUCUUGUGGCACCAUAUACGAAUAUAAACAUGACCACCAAUACGGAAAAACUCGAGAGUUCAUCAACAGAAAGUGCAGCAGAAGUCGCAUACACAGAAGCAGUCUACGUAACUGACGAAAGUUACGUGCCCCAAACAACUAACAUAGAAGUUGCUCAAACGGAAUAUGUUAAUACUACAACGGAACCAAUAGAAGCAGCCGAAGUCACCGUUCACACAUCCACAAUAGAGCAGAAAGUCCCACCUACGCAAUGGUCUGAAGAUGUUUUUUUCAACCGAAAAAAGACAUUAGCCCUAAUUAGUCUAUUCAAAGAAUACGAACCCCAAGUUUCUGUGGGGACCAUAAAAACAAAAAAAGAAAUGUGGGGAACCAUAGCUGGACACAUGACAGAACAAUUUGGCGUUCCGAUUACAGGCGCCAAAUGCGAAAAUCGUUUCAAAGUGUUAGAGAGGAAUUUCAAAAACCUAGAAUUGCACAAUUCUAAACGAUUCAAAGAAGGUCUUCCGCCUAGGCGAUACGAAUUCGAGGAAGAACUUCGAGAAAUAUUUGGAGACAAAUUCAAAAAUCUGAUAGAACAGAAAACAGACAAAAUACAACCGUCGACGUCUAAUGAAACCCCUGUUGCACCAACUAUAGAUGUAAAUUCACCUCCUUUCACUAUACGUGUACUUGAAGCACAAUCUAUCCCUUUAGAAUUACCUGUACCAGAUAAAAUUGAACGGAUUUUACUUGGGAUUAAAGCUGAUCUCCAAUAUUAUCAAAAUGAAAGAUUAAAGGUUGAAUGGAGGAAAUUGGCAGUAGAAGAAGAAAAAUUGAAACUUGAAAAGAGAAAAUUAAAGUUACUUGAAGAUCAAAAACGAUCAGAAUCUUAGUUGGACUCACAAUUACAUCUUGUUUCUCGAACCUUCCAUAGGGUUAUUCAAUGACAGUUAGUGGUAGAACGUUCACGAUCAGAAUGGUAAUAUCAUGUUGUUUCUAGUGAAUUUUGGUUUUGUGAUAGCAGAAAUACGAUUUGAUUGGUACAAAAAGGUAUAAACCCACAAUGAGAUGAUUUUAGUGUGAUUUUUAUAAUAUAUUAGUGAAAAUAAAUAAUUUAUUAGUUGUGAGGCAAA
This is a messenger RNA of Diorhabda carinulata, 1712 nucleotides long. RefSeq lists its product as uncharacterized. The record is from RefSeq and is a predicted model, not a curated record. Lineage: Eukaryota; Metazoa; Arthropoda; Insecta; Coleoptera; Chrysomelidae. The transcript has 2 exons. The coding region runs from base 222 to 1472 and encodes 416 amino acids.